Cavia porcellus (domestic guinea pig) is the source of this 37627-nucleotide messenger RNA. RefSeq names its product WW domain containing oxidoreductase (gene Wwox). The record is from RefSeq and is a predicted model, not a curated record. The coding region runs from base 331 to 1506 and encodes 391 amino acids. Gene Ontology annotation, biological process: positive regulation of transcription by RNA polymerase II; hippo signaling. Gene Ontology annotation, molecular function: transcription coactivator activity; protein binding. The transcript has 9 exons. NCBI's taxonomy places the organism in Eukaryota, Metazoa, Chordata, Mammalia, Rodentia, Caviidae. Gene Ontology annotation, cellular component: nucleus; cytoplasm.
GACGGAGACGAAGCUCAGCUUCGUCUCCCAGAUACUGAACGUUUUCCGCCUUUUCCACCCUGCCCAGCUGUGGCGCAGUCUCCUUAGCGCUUACAUCGCUGUGCGCCCGAGGCUCCGCCCCUUUUACGCUGGCAGUUGGGAAAACCAGGAGACGGGAUCGCAGCUGCGGAGCCGGCGAUGUGGCUUCGGGCGGCGCAGUGCGCAGGCGCGAGCGGUCGGCGCGGCGCGCGCGGCGCUCGGUUGAAGCAGGAGUGAGUUCCUGGCUGAGGAGACCGGCCAGUGGCGGCGGCAGGCGAGUGAGCGCCUCGUCUCUCGUCUCCUUUCUCUGCCAUGGCAGCGCUACGCUACGCCGGCCUGGACGACACGGACAGCGAGGACGAGCUGCCCCCGGGCUGGGAGGAGAGAACCACCAAGGACGGCUGGGUUUACUAUGCCAAUCAUACUGAAGAGAAGACUCAGUGGGAACAUCCGAAAACUGGAAAAAGAAAACGAGUAGCAGGAGAUUUGCCAUAUGGAUGGGAGCAAGAAACAGAUGAGAAUGGACAAGUAUUCUUUGUUGACCACAUUAAUAAAAGAACCACCUACUUGGACCCACGACUGGCCUUUACCGUGGAUGACAAUCCGACCAAGCCAGCCACCAGGCAGAGAUACGACAGCAGCACCACGGCUAUGGACAUCUUGCAGGGUCGGGACUUCACGGGCAAAGUGGUCGUGGUCACUGGGGCUAAUUCAGGAAUAGGGUUUGAAACAGCCAAGUCUUUUGCCCUGCAUGGUGCUCACGUGAUCCUGGCCUGUAGGAACAUGACAAGAGCCAGCGAAGCAGUGUCACGCAUUUUGGAAGAGUGGCACAAAGCCAAGGUAGAAGCAAUGACCCUGGACCUUGCUCUGCUCCGUAGCGUGCAGCAUUUUGCUGAAGCAUUCAAGGCCAAGAAUGUGCCUCUUCAUGUGCUUGUGUGCAACGCUGCGGUGUUUGGUCUUCCCUGGAGCCUCACGAAAGAUGGCCUGGAGACCACCUUCCAGGUGAACCAUCUGGGCCACUUCUACCUGGUCCAGCUCCUGCAGGACAUUUUGUGCCGCUCGGCCCCUGCCCGUGUCGUCCUGGUCUCUUCUGAGUCCCAUAGAUUUACAGAUAUUAAUGAUACUUCGGGAAACCUUGACUUUAGCUGCCUAUCUCCAUCGCGAAACGACUACUGGGCCAUGCUGGCCUACAACAGGUCCAAGCUCUGCAACAUCCUGUUCUCCAACGAGCUGCACCGCCGCCUGUCCCCACGCGGGGUCACAUGCAACGCCGUGCACCCGGGGAACAUGAUGUAUUCCUCCCUGCACCGCAGCUGGUGGGCCUGGACGCUGCUGUUCACCUUGGCGAGGCCUUUCACCAAGUCCAUGGCCUCUGUGGGUGCCACUAUGGUGGAAAAAGAUACUUUGGAAACCAGGUCACAGAGGAAAACGCCUCAUAUUUUGAGAGCUGAGAGGUCGCUGCGGAAGCACAGAGGAAGCCCGGCCUAAUUGCGUUGGUAAUGUGAUCCAGUAACUCAUCCCACGCACGCGAAGGUGGACGGCUGGACACUUCCUAUCCUUCAGCCACACAGCGCCCCUGUUUUCCUGGGAGAGACAUCUGUGCUGCAGCGGUGAUUACAGUGCCGUGGACAGACCCUCGCUGUUAGAGUAUAUGGCUCCGGUUUAAUAAAAGGUAGUAUAUUAAAAUGGAAUCGAUGCUAUUAUUUGUCAGGAUUGGACAUGUUAUAAACCAGAUUAAAACUUUGAUAAUACAAAAUCCAGGGGGAGGGAUCUUAGGGUUAUCGAACACCUACUAUGUGUUGACGACCCCCGUGGAUGCCUUUGAGACCCUGUGGCAAAAUGCCUUGUGCAGUAAACCAAGAGUGGCCUCUCUGAUAUAUUAAUAUAUUUAAUCAUCAGACUUUGAGUGUUAAGGAAGAUUACAGUAGAGGCAUCCAGUUGAUUAGGGAAUAGUCACUGCAAAUGAUAAUCUCUUUUGAAUAAGCCGAUACCAACUUAAUGAAGUUUUGCUGGGCAUUAUUUUCUCUUUGCAACAGAAAAUGGGAGUGGUUGCCAUUCUCACCCAUCAGUCUUGGACCUUUUGCUUAGGAGUAGUGACGCUCUUGUCUCUUGCUGCAUGAGAACUGGAAGAAUUUUUAACUAAUGGAUUUUUUCUUUAGCCUGGGGUUUCUGGCAUUCUGAGAUGUAAGUGCUCUGUCACUGACGUGCAUAAAUAAAAACGAGCAGAUUAGCUGGGGAAGUAGAGCUGGAGCAGGGUCUGCCUGCCUACCUGAGUCGUGCAUCUGUUUCUGGAAAAAGACCGACAAGUAUUCCACUGCUGGUCACUGGGCUGGUUCUCCAGGUGCUGCCUUUGGCUGGGCUAUUUAAAAUGCAUCCCUAUUACCAAUCUGAGGGGCUGGUUUUAGCUAAAUUCUUCAUCUGGCUGUAGGGCUUCUCAGGGUUUAGAAAUAUUUCCUUUGUCCUCCAAGUUCUGGACAGAAGUGUGGCUCAAGCUCCCUAGCCCCUGCCCUUCUGCAGCAUGUCAAGGAAACUGAACGGAUUAAAAAAUAAAAUAAAAUAAAAUAAAAUAAAAUAAAAUAAAAUAAAAUAAAAUACAUAGCUCACGUUGAUACCACCCCACCGUCUGCCACUUUCAAGCUGGUACUUGCAGCCUCUCUGGGGCGGUGGUUCUGCUCCCUAUGGUCUUGGUGAGUGUUUUAAGAAUGUGCCCAGUCUGAGCAGUGCAUGCUUCUCUUUCCCAUCAGGGGCCUGCCUGGCAUUUGAGUCAGGUCCCUUAGCACUUCUUAGCCCCUGACAUCAGUGUCAGAGCCCAGCAACAAAGGAAAGGCUGCGGAGAUGGUUUUUCUGGCUGCUCCUUGGUUACUGGCGCAGAGCCAAGUGUGUAGUUGUUUAAGGCCUUCUGUUUGAAAAUAAAUUGAAGUACCUCGGAGGAGACAUGGGGGGCACAUGUGGCCUGAGUGCUACUCUCCCAAGGGCCCACUUAACAGCUUAGAAGGGACCCAUGUGCCCAUCUAAGUGAGAGAGGUGCUUCCCUGUAGAGCUCUUCUGUGUGGGCAAAGAAGCCCCUGUGCCGGGCCCACUGGCUGGACAGCAGUCUCGCGCCGCCUGUUCUGGGUCUGGGCCACAUUCGACUAGCCCCAGAGUGCUUGCUGCAGGGACCCACCUCUUUCUUUCUUGCUCCCAAAGAUGCUCUUGUGUUCUUUUAGGACAGCUGGCUCCAGCUUCCUAGGUGUGUGUGGGUCUGAACCUGACAGGCAAACCCAGGGGUCUGCAGUGCGUCCUUUAAACAUCUCAGGCUUGCCCCACUCCUGUCCUUCCUCUUUUCCCUGGGUCAUCCCCCCCACCCCCCAUCCCUGCACUACCGUAGUUUUUUCUUUUUUUUCUAUGCAAGCUGCAUCUGAAAGGCCCAGCCUGUGGCCUUGGGCCCUGAUAAGAUCUGUCUGUGCACCUUUGUCUGGCCUGUACCUGCCUUUUCUGAAUGGCCUUGUUAAUUGCAAUUGACUCCCAUAGAAUGUGGAGAGCAGCACCACUUGACACCAGACUAAUGCUCCUGAGUUCUCCACUGUGCCCUCAGCAGCAGGGGGAGGGGCAGGAGGGAGUCAGUGGCAAGGCAGAACACUUCGGAUCCCAACAAAGCACCAUUAGGACUUUCCAUUGGUCGAAUAUUAUCAUUUCUAGGAAUUCACAGUAAAAUCCGAAAGAGCUGGGAAUUUUACAGUUAUAGCUCCUGUGAAGAUGCAAAGGAGUUUUUUUUUUUUUUUUUCCAUUUCCAAACUUUAAUCUGAAACAUGUAGAGAAAAGAACUUAGCAGAUACCUGUGCGAUAGGCGUCUACACCAGGAGAAUUUGUUCCUCUGCGGAGUGAGUGCCCUGUGCCUCCCAGGAUCAAGACUGCCUCCCUUUAAAACCUCCUGGCAGACCUAUGGGGGACAGAUAGAAACUGACUUCUGAGGUAGAAAAGCAAAGCUACAAGACCAUCCUGCUAUCCAAUGCAGGCGCUGCUGUGAUUUGGGCAGCCAUAAAAUAGGACACGUGGAAACCUGAAAACUCGAGGCUGUUCAGCUGGACACCCAGGCCAAGGUGGGGAGCUUCCUCAUUUCCCAGGCCUGUUGGACCUCAGCAUCAGUGAGCUGCAGGCAGGGAAGCAGAGCGAGCUGGUCCUUACUCAGGGCAGGCACUGGGCACAGCUUUUCCUUGCCUUGCAUCCUAGGAAACCUCAUCUCAUCAGAGUUAUGUUCCCAUUUUUCAGAUGAGAAAACCAGAGUGCAUAGAGCAGAAAAAAUGUUCAAGAGCAGUCUGUUUCCUUCUUACACAGUGCUAGGCAGUUUCAUUCCCUGCGAGCCUCAGCUAGUACAGUUACACGACCAAGCCAGCAGACAAAGCUGGUUCAUUUUCAUUUAUGCGAGGGGCUCAAAGUUAAAACUGUUAAAUGGUGAGAAAAAUGGGUGUGAGCAAUUCUAAGGAAGCAGGUGGAAAGCUGCAGGUGUGUACUACCUGGAUGCAAGAUGAUGUUUUUAGGUCUUUGGUAAUUGUCACUGCUAUAUAAGAAAUGUUUUCCCGUAAGGUCCAGAUUUCUAGGCCUUACUUAAUGCCUUUGAAUUUCAGAGGCAUUAAAGUUGGCACCUCUGGGCCAAAUUUCUGGCAUCAGAAUUGACACAAGGCACCAGAAAGUCAGGCUUCUCUUCACAUGGGGCGCAGACCCCCUGGUUCCUGUGUUCUGCACCUCUCCUGCUUCCCUGUCUGAAGGAACUUCCUGGCCCUGGGGACUUUGGGGUAAUAGGUAGCUGUUGAGGGAAGAAGGACACUGGGUGAGAAAGAACCAGCAGUGGCAGAACUUCCCGGGGCCAUGUGUCACUUUGGUUCACCUGUGUAACGGAGCUGCUGGGUGAGCUGUGCCUAGAGAUUACCAGUGCUGUGGCAGGAACUGAGAAAAUCCUCCUGCUGCUAUUUAAUUUCUCACCCCCAUUCCUUCAAGGUUAAAGGUGUGGAACCCAGAAAAUUGUUUGGGAGCCAGAUAGAGGCAAACAAACUGGGUUUUGCAAGUAGCUGCCUUCUCCAAAAACCAUUCUUUUGCUUAGAUUUCAUAGUGACCCCCAUUGAGAACAAAGCCUUGCACACCGUGUGUUAUUUUUCUCAGGUCUAAGUUUCUCCCUAGAGAUUCUCCCAAAAGGAAGGGCAGGGAAAGAGAGCCCCAAAACCAAGCCAGGAUCAAAUGCAAAUAUGACAAUAGGACUCAUCCUGGGUAGAAAAAGCCUCCUUUUUAAUUAGAAGCCUGGAAGGACAUACCCUUUAAUUGCUGCGCUUGUAGUGUCAGGGCUAUCAAUAUCGGAGCCUCUUUCAUUAAUAAAUUGGCAAGUCAGAAAGCGGCAGGAGUGGGAGCCCUCUCCCCCCAUUUUCUCCCACCCCAAGCUCCACUUAAUCAAAGGCAGACUCAAUCAAACAGGAGAAAGAACAUGUAAAUCAGCCGCAUUCAUUCUGCAGGCCUGAAAUAGGUAGGAGGAAGGAAACAUGAAAGAGAUCCUGGAGCCUUCCUUUCCCUGCCACUGCCCUGCUGUGGUGCGCCCAAGCUAGAGGUAGUUAAACAGCCCCGAAGAUUGCCAGCGACUCCUGGAAUGCCUGGGUUUAUGUAUGGAUUAACACAGUGAUAGACCCUGAGUAGCAAAAGACGAAGACUAAUUACCUGACAAAGCUCCCCUCCACUCGCCUGGGUCAUUGAAAUUAAUUUCUGCUUUCAGGCUUGGCAGAAAGCAGCUGCAGAAUUUCAGUUCAAUACUCAAAUUAACGGGGAGCCAAAAUUAUUUCUCUGCACAGGCUGGUAUUAGAGGAGUGGGUUGCCAAAUAGAUCUUGAUCACAGACACUAAAGAAGGGAUUAUUCUUCCCUCUUCAUCAAGUGCCUGAAGUCCUUGGAAAGUGCAGAAGGGGAGGGGGAAGUGAGGAAAAGAAGAAAAACAACAACCCGUUUAUUGGAGAGUUAACACUUAAAUGCUUUACUAAAUUGGGCGUGACGUCCACGUGUCCAAAACCUCCUGGCCCCACAAUAACCCUCAGUUUCUCCCCAUUUAACCAAAACACUUCAAUUAAAUUAAUGAUUCCCAUAAUAUAUAUUUGGAAUGGAAAUCUAAAUCAAGAGGUAACUUUUAAAUACCUAUUCUAUAGCAUCCUGUUUUCAAGAAGGUCAAGAAGGUAUUGAGCUAUUUUAUUUCAAGGUGAAAGAAAUGGAUGGGAAGGCUGGGUACAGGGACUUGAGGGGAGGCAGGAAAGGGCUGGGAGCCUGAGGCAGGAUUUGAACUCAGAGAGUCAGUUACCAACUUGCUCUUUCUGUCCCAUCGUGCAGACUUCUUUAUUUUUUGCUUAAAACUUUCUCUUUGCUUCUUCUGCUUUGCGAUUCCUGCCUUCAUUUCACUCUUGAUGGAACAUACAGACUUUUCUGAGUGCUGUGUGUGUGCACCAGGUCAAACUCAAUGCUGUUUAAACUCACUGUUCUCCCACUGUUUGUUAGGACCAGCCACCUGUGGGGGUGGCACUCAAGGAGGCUGCAUCCCCAACUGCUUGCAGCGGGCUUUUGCUGUCUAGAAAGUUGCGGUCACUCCAUGACCACUAUUUGUUUGGCUUCCAUAGAGGCUGUAGGUCCAUACCAAGGGUAUGCUGGUCAUGAGGCAUGCUCAGUCACAGGGGAACGAAAAUUAACACUUUCCUAAUUCUGCCCAGUCCUUUGGGUUGGGAAACAGUGUAUUAAUUAACCCAAUUUUGCAUUCCUUGCUGGCUGGGUUCAAACUAUGGAACUCAUCCACUUGGAUGUAAAACCCUAAAAUUAUUCCUCAUAGUAGCAUUGGUUGAGCAUUCUUAGUCCAAAAAUCUGAAAUUUUCUGAGUGUAAAACUUCACAGAACAUCCCAUUUAGCAUUGGGGCCCCAGCUAAUGCCUGUGUAUCUAACAAAACAAAAUCAACCUUGACAAGGUUUUCCAAAGGGCGAAACUGAGGCUGCAGGAGAAUCUGUGACCAGCACAAGUAUCCACAGCUAGUAAUACCAAGCCUCGAACCCUCCUUUCUGUGUCCCCAGCAGGGCUCUGCCAAGUCACCCAUGAGUAGCGAUUAGGCCCCAUCUAACGUGUCCAGCUUAAAACCAGUGACCUCGAGGCAAAUGACUUCCACUUCUCAUUACCAUCCCCUGGGCCGUCCAGCCCCCAGCAGGAUAGGGAGGUUAAUCAGCCACGCACUGAAUCUGCUUAUAAGGCUGUUUCGUGUACGAUUUUUAUAUCUCGGCUCCUAAUAAUGGUCCCAUUAUAAAUGAUUGUCUCACUAUGAUAUACUGGUUCCUUGCCUUCUAGGAACUGAUUUAAAAGGAAGCCCUGGACUUCUUGUGCCUGUGGAGUUUAUUCAUAUCGUUCUUUGCUUGCUCAGCAGCUGGAGGGGUAUAGGGGCCAGCCCCGCUCCAAAAAAAAAUAUUUUCUUCUCAGCAUGAGGCAGUUGCCGUAAUUAGUAACCUCCGGUGCAUUUGAUAUCUUAAUAACAUUCUAUAAAAACAUCGCUGCUCCUCCCUGUCUCCUGCCUAUCCCCAAGCUUCUGACCUAAUGGGCAGUGCCCACAGAGAAAUGGUCACCCCUGCGUGUGUCACUUUCUUUCUCUAUGCAACUAACUGAACAUUUUAAUUAUUUCUAGGGUAACUUUGGAGCGCAGGUCAUGGCAGAGAUAUAGCAUCAGGGAGUGUGUUUUCAAACCAAACACAUGGGCGUGUUUAUCCAAUAGUUACUUAUUUAGUAUCUAUUAUAGGUCAGGGCUGGGAAGGUACUGCAGGACAGAAUAACAAGAUGCAUCAGGAAAACCCGGGGUGCGUAUUAGGAAUAUAAAGAGGGAUUACCAAAGAAAAUGCACUUUCUGGGGUUUCUCAUGGUUGUAAUCAUUAAUAUGUGGGUGAGCUUUGAUCAUAUUUCAUGAGUCACAAUCAAGAAAAUCAUUAAAAAGGGCUUUGUUUCCUUGAAAAUUGGAUAACAUGGGAUGUUUAAACUUCUUCAAUUUCUUCUCCAGAUGUGAAGCAGUUCAUGUCCCAGCCACAGUGGGGUGCUGGCUGCACUCAGCAGGUGACAGAGCCUGGCCUGGGGCCUCUGGGCACUGCCUGAACCUGCCAUCAUCUCUUUUCCUCCCUUGUUUUGGCACCUUGCUUCUUGUCCUUUACCUCUCAUAAAAAUGAGACCUGCUGAGAGUCUAUCUUAGUUUCCUGUUGCUGCCAUGACAAAUAAUCACAAAUUGGUGACAAAACACGUUCCUGCUGAUUUGAAUCGCUAGUGGUACGUGCAUGACCUUCCCAUCAGGUGGCUAUUAUUGCCCAGGGUGAGUGUCCCAUGCUGCUUAAUGGGACAGUCAUGCAUGUAUCGCUGGUGGCUCAAGUCACUUGUCUGUGAGACAUACAAACUACAGCUCCCUCAUGAACACAUUCAACCCACAUUCCCCCACCUGACUUGCAUCAGGAGCUGGUUUUAGGAAAGACAAGUUUUCCACAGACUACAAAACGAGGACAGGAGUCCUAGACCCUGCCAUGCACAGUUCACAGCAGGAUUCGCACUCCUUUGAGAAUCUCGUACUGCUGCUAAUCUGCCAGGAGACAGAGCUGAAUCAGUGAUGUGAGGGGUGAGGAGGGCCUGUAAAUGAUGACUCGGCAACCCUGUCUGGCUGCUCACCUCCUGCUGUGUGGUCUGGCCUAUAACAGGGCACAGACCAUAGCUGGGUAUCCCUAGCUUAAAUAACAGGAAUCUAUUUUCCUAUGGUUCUGGAGGUCAGAAACUCCAGAAGUUUUCACCAAGCUAAGAUCACACAACUGACAAGGAUGGAUCCAGGUGGCUCCCAAAGAUGAAGUGUUUGCCUGCAUUUUCUAGGAGUAGCCUUGACCCAUAGCCCUCUCUGCCACAGUUGAAGUUGUACCUUAAAAUCCUUCUUUGACUCUACCCAUCGUGUUUCUCUUCUCUAUCUUUUGGUGCUCUGUGCUUCCAUUGGGCUCUCCUGAACAGUUCAGCAUGACCUCAGAACUGUAGCUUGGCUUUGUAAAGUCCCCUUGGCCACACAGAGAAACCUAUUCUCAGCUCCUAGGGGGUUGAACAUGGCAUCCUUUGGUGCCAUAAUUCUGCCUACUGCUGUGCCCUACCUAAUGAAGGUAAUGUCCCUCUGUCUUCCACCACAGUCCUUUUUUCCUUAGCUUUGUAAUCCACAUACAUCACAGCUUAUGUAUGUCACAUUUUCUUUUUAUUUACUUGCUUUUUCUUUUUAUGUAGAUCUAGACAUAGACUCUCUGAGGGCAGAGACCAUGCCCAGCACCUCCUUCUUUUUAUCUCCCCUUAGCUAAAAUGAACUUCCCUGUCCCCCUCAGGCCAUCUUGGUACUGAGUGAGAAAACUCCUUCAGCUUGCGGAGGAAAAGUAUAGAAUAGGGUGGAAAGUGAAGGAACAUGUAUGCUCCUAGGCAAGAGAAAACUCUAGAGACGUAACUGUUUCAGGCUCUGCUGGACCCAGGCAAACAAAAAGACACCAUGAGAGUUGGUCUCUUCCCUUUGUUGCUGAGGAACUUCCUGCUUUGAAGAAUAGCCAGGAAACUCGUAAAGCCCAGCCUGGAGUUGAGCUUGGUGACCUAGUUGGGUCACAUCCUUGAGUCAGCCAGGGGUAGUGAUGUGAAAGUCACCUGCUGUGAUGCUCAGGGACAGGUGAAUGAGGAGCAUGGGAGGACUCUGAACAAAGGAAACCGAAACACCUCACCACGGGAGUGAGCACUAGCCAGACAGCAGGGACCGAUCAAAACUAACUGCUUUCAGUCUUGCUUACCUUUCCCCACUUUGGAGACUGGGUGACUUCUCAAAUUUCUUUGGUCUUUGCACAGGUUUACAUCAGUACCUGAAUUAGCACACGGUUCUGCAGUGGUAGCCUCUUUUUGGUAUACAGUGGAAUGAAUCACUGCCAAUCACCUGUGGAUCCAUUAGACAAGAAAAGGGACAUCCUCGGUAUCCCAGCCCCUGAGUGCAGCCUUAUCUCCCCAUUUCACCUUCUCCUGCCACCUUCAAAUGAGGGUGGGCAUUUACCCCCACAAUUGCAUUAAAUACCAGCGAUAUAUUUCUCCUGAGUAUGUACUAAGUUUUAGUGCAUUGACACCUUAGACUACACCUUAAUCUGGAUAUCACCUGGUUGGUUUACACGGACCCACCAGGAAUGUCUAAAAUCAACAUCAGAAAUGUACUAGCUAAGGCUGGUUGUAUUAAAUAGCAUAUUUCUGCCUUUGGGGGAUCCCUGUUCUUUUUCCCAACAACUAGGAAGUGGUUUUUAUUGCUAUUUUUUUUUUUUUUGUAAAAAAGUAACAUUAGUAAUCCCUUUGGCAGAAAUUUUAUAUCAAUGGUGAGCUUUUCUUUUCGUUUGCUUUAGCUUAGUCUUUUCCAUUAUUCAGCUGGCUCCUUGAACCCUCUUAUCUGUACCCCACACUUAUUCACCCAGAACAGGUGUGUGCCACCUUGGAGAAGAUGAAGCCAGAAAGAAAAUCAGUCAGACAGGAAUUAUGUUGAAAGAUGACUGAAUAAAUUACUGCCUCCCUGGAGUCCUAUGAAAAAUGGCUAUUUCUGCAGGGUGUCAAAGCACCUUUUUCCUCUCUAAUUCACACAUAUCCCUAUACAAAGGCCUGUGGUGGCAGGGAAUGGGCUUCUAGGCUGUGUGGGGGCUCUGAGAUCUGCUGCCCUUGGCAUAGGAAUCAGUGAUGAAGGCUUUCCUUUCCCUGUGCCCCCUGCCUGCUGGCCUAUGCUCUGGGACAGAUUCUCAUCACAGUCCUCUUUGUGGGUGGCUCUGGUGUCAGCAGGUCACUAGGCACAAAGAGAGAUGGAAUCCAGGGAACUCUAACAUCAGUUGUCAAGCAGCCAAUCAGAGAAGUUAAAUUGCAACUCAGGAAGAAUCAACCCGGCUGGCCAGGACUUAGUCAGCAACAUCUGAGCUCACAGCUUGGUACCAACCAGAGAAGGGCCAUGUGCCUCCCAGACUGGUCCUUUAGGGAGUAACACUUCCAGCCCCUCAGCCUCAGCCUCCUCAUGCAGAUGGUCUCUGGAUGGAGAAUACCACUCUGCCAUCUUUCACUAUCAAACUUCCUCUUGCCCUCCUGGCAUUCCAUUCUUUCCAAAUGCUGAUGAUGGUGCUGGCUGCCUGGAGAUAGCAAGCUUUGAGUAAAUGGCCUCUGUUCUUAUUGGAUGGCCUUUGUUUAUUUCUGUACUAAUUUGUCCUUCUUUACCCCACCCCCACAGGGCUCUUCCUCUUUCCACAUACUAUGACCUUGAUCUUUCCUAAUCCUUCCUUCUUCCUUUAUUUUCUGACCUUCAUUUGUGGCUUUUCCCACUUUUGACCUCUGUUGAAGUUAUUGUUACCACUUUUUUUUUAAUGUUAAGUAUUUAUGAUAUACUAGUUAGGUUCACACAUCAUCUCAUUUAAAACUUAGGAAAACUGCACAAAUGCCCAGAUUUUACAGGCCUGGUAAAUGAACCCAUAAACAGAUCAAAUGACCUUGGCUUCCCAAACUUAUAAGCAACAGCAAGAGAAGCAGCAUCAAAAUUAAGGUCUAUGAUUGAGUUUAAAACCUUGGCCACCAUUUCAAUCCAUCCCUCCUAUCUAUCACUCUUACUUAAUUUUAUUUAUAUGUCUCUCACAGCAGCUGAAUGCUGGUAGGAUUGGAAAAACAUCUGAGGAAGGAGGAAAAGGGGACAGAGGAGAUGAACAGAAGGAUGAAUCUAGAUUGAAAAAAGGAAGACUGACUAAACUGCAUAAAAGGCAUCUCAUUUUUUAAAAAAAUAGAUUACUGCACACAAUGGCCAUCGUGUUUCUCUAAUUUCUUCAGGAUAUACUUUGAAGAUGAAAACGUAUGCAUAUCUGCUUAGCAUUCUCUUUUUUAGAAAAGCAUGCUCAUAUCUGCAAAAAUACAGUUUCUCUCUUAAAUUGCAUACACUGGAUAAACCCGCAUUCCGUAUGAGCACAGAUCUAGUUUUGUCACCCGUCUGAAACUGUGUCCCAGUACCCUGCCUCCAACUACUGUCCACCAGGAUGUGACAUCCGCCUUUGCUUUAGGAGCCUGAUAUUUGCGCCAUGACUCAGCCCAAAGCUAAGGCUCAGCUGCAUGAAUUCAGGACAUCCACAAGCAAAUACAUUUUUCACGUAAAGGUUGUUCACCUUAGUCCUUGAUGGUAUCAUUAGCAUUUGUCGUCAUAGUGAUGUAUUUAUUAUAAUUGAGGUGUUCUCAGGAAACCAGAUUUAAUAGUUUUAAAUCAGAGGCCAACAUGGACUUUUAGGCAUUCCAUUCACAGUAAAUUUCAUGCAUGGUGAAAGGUUAGGGAAUGGGUUUCUAUGGCAUGCCUCUUGCAUCUCACAAAUCUCAGCUGGUCUACCAUCACUCCACUCUGGGGUCUUGUGAGCCAGCCACACUGAUAUGGACAGGAAAUUUCAGUUUACACCAUCGACUGUGUAGCAUCUCUUCCAUUGAAAAUAGAGUGGGGAAAAAGGGUAGCUUAGCUGCUGAGCUUGUAUCCUAAACCCUUAAAGCACUAAGAUUUGCCUUAAUGGAGGAACCCAUAACCCCAGGAGUGACAGGAAUUUGGCUUUUCUUGAAUUCAAUUUAUGGCCCCUUGACUGCUGAAGCCAUUGCCCAUCUGUUCAGCUAUCAUGUUCAUGAAGGAGGUUGGACCCCCACCCCCAGGCACAGGUACUUGGCAUCCCUCAGUUGGUAUCAGGAACUUGCAAAAGUUUCUUACAUCAUAAGCACCUGCGUGGGACUACUGUGCACCAUUUUUCCUUAAACUGCCCUAUUUCCUGCACGCACAUCCCCAGCAUACUUAAACAGGACAAUGAGAGAGAGCCCUGAGGUGCCGCAAUGCUCUGGUGCUUUGUAUCUACAGAAAAGAUGUAACGAUUGAGUUAGACUCUUAAAUAUCUGUGGCUGUCAGGUUGAAUACAAGCAGCUAUUCAGUGUUUUACUCUGGCAGGAGAACAAGUCCCCUGGAGGUGGGAAGCCAUGCAGGUCUCUGGAAGUGUGAGCAGAUUGUUAAACAGGAUCAGAGGUGGCCUGGACAGAUGCCAGCUCCUACCCUUUGUGCUCAUCCCCAAGGCUGGGGAUGAACUUUUGCCUUAACCUGUUCCAUGCGUGGAGGUGCCCAGUUUCCACCAAGGACGCCAUGCUUGGACUUCAGCAGAGCCAGCUCAUGCUCCCAGGGCUUGUCCCCUGCCACUCCUUCUGCCAGCAGAGCAGAUGUUGAGCCCAGAGCAGGACUGAGGAGCAUAGGUAUAGCAUCCUGAAGCCAUGGCAACCCCCAGAGCAGGACCGAGGAGCAUAGCUGCAGCAUCCCUAACCAUGACAGCCUCCCUCAGUGUCAGAGAGGUUGGACUUGGGAAUCAGACAGCUGAGGAAAGAUCUGGGUUAAAACCCAAACCAUUACAUAAACCUUUGUAAGUCCCUCCUGUCUACUUAGAGCAAUGUGUCUUUCCACAGGCCAGGCAGAGAGAAACUCAGAGGCUUAGAGUGGUGAUGGAGGAGGAGCCCAGGAUUUAGAGAGAGAAAUCGGGAGUUGAAGAUGGCUUUGGUCCUUCACCUGGAUCUCUGAUUUAGAUGGAGUCUCCCAACCUGGUAGUUUGCAGAUUCCUUGUUAGCCAGUGAAGUUAAUAUGUUGGUGUGAGAAUUAGGAGCAAUAAGUCCCUUUUUAAAAAGGAAAACCAUCAUACAUUUACUGUCAUUACUAUUUAUUCAUAUCAGGAAUUUGUAUUAAGUACCUACUGUGUACUGGACUGUAUUUUAAGUGUUAGUAAGAUUUUGAAGCACGAACUAGACAGUAUCUCUCUACUUUUGUCUUAGUUACUUUUCUCUCUCAUGGUUCAGACAAAAUACUUGGCGCCCAAGUUAGGGAAGGAAGGUUUGUUUCUUACACGUUGGAGGUUUCAGUCCGUACUGGCUCCAAGGCAAAAUGACCUGGCUGAGGGGCAGCAGUUCAUGGCCGCCCCUGCAGCAAAGCGGGAACCAGGCAAAACAGAGAAGACACGCCUUCUUCCUGCUGUUACCCUGUAUGCUGGCUCCAUCCCCAGGGCGUGUAGCACUCACACCACCAGCCCCAGUGCUAGACAAUGAACCAAUCACAAAUGCUGGAUUUGACCGUGUCCAGGACAUGAGGCUUGGGAAUGGGGGGAUCGGAACAUACACUAUACGCUGGGAAACCAAGCAAGCAGCCUGCCUCCCUGCUAAGCAAUAGUGAGCCUACUGGUGCGCGGCCGAGAGUCAAACAUCCCACUUCCCCUACCCCGCUUCUCCUGUCCCCCCAUUAGCAAAUGGGAACCAGAAAUCUGAGCAUCUCCUGGGAGGUUGACCAUAGCAAAUAAGGGGGAUUUCCUUCUACCAUCUCUUUGAAGGCAAAUAUUUUUAGUUAUUGUUUUGCUCUAUUCUGAUUAAUGGUACUGCUCUAUUCAAUAUUCUGUUUUGAUACGUUCUAUAAUGUUCUGUAUUUCAUUUUAUUUUGAUAUAUGUGAUUGAAAGACAACUAUUAUAAAGACAACGAAAUAUACUGUGAUACCUAUUACUGUUAUCCCGGUACCCUGCUGUGAAGUGCUGUACCAACUUCACUGUACGAUCUUAGUUGGCUUUAUUCUAUUUUGUUCUGUUGUAUUUUACUUCUUUCAAAUAAAAUUCAAACAAACAAACAGCAACCUUCAUGGUACUUGCAUUCUAAAGAAGCUGGAAGAGCAUUAACAGGUAAACUAUAAACUGGACCCUGGAGCAGGGCCCCAAGUUCCUUCCAGAUUCUGUUUUCCUCAGGAAGUGAAUAGUAUUUUCAUGUGAGCAAUUACAUAUUUUUUCAUAUCUAUUUAUCCCACAUUUAUAAAAUGUAUCACAUUAUAUAAAAAUAUGCAUAUAGUAUAAAAUCUCUUAACUUUUCUUAACUCAAAUUCUAAGCAAAUGAUGUGGAAUUUGCUUUAUUGUUGUCUUGACUUUAGAAAUGGAUCAGCAUUUAUUAAGUGGGUCCUAAGGUCUCCUGCAUGCUGCAGUUGUAAAUUAUUUCAUUGUGUUUGUGUGUGUGUGUGUGUGUGUGUGUGUGUGUGUGUGUGUGGGUGUAUUUGUCAGGGUGCUUGAAGAAGAUUAAACACUGAUAUCUCAACCAUAUGACCCAUCCCAUCAGAACAUCUGUGUCUGCCUUUGGCCUUGCAAACUACUUUGGUCUAACCAGAGGCCGUCCUCAGGUCUUCUGUCACUUUCUCAUUAUUGUCAUUCAAAACCUUACUCUGCACUGUAGUCCCUGCCCAUCUCAUGUCACCAACAACUGAGAUUCCAGCUGAGCCUCACUGAUUCCCUCCGGCCCUGGCUGCUGGGCUGAGACUUGAACUCUGGUCUUGCACCUUCCUUUCUGUUCUCUGCCUCUGCUUCCCCCAGCCUCUCAAGGGAGUGGGCUUUGGCCUCUAAAUUUGAUUCAAUUUCUUGGACAAAAGCUUCUAAAGUGCUGCAGACCACGCCUCGCUUUUCUGAGAACUUGAUGUAAUAAGUUGGCUUGAUCUCCUCAGCCUGUAUCUUGAGGGAACAAGUAAAUUAAACAAGUAAUUAUAUCCGUAAUGUUUUUAGAAGUAAGAAGAUUUAAAUAUAUGAAUCUCAUCUGAAUGUGCAGCCUUUUGUCUGUAGUGUUUCCUGCCAAAAGAUCUCUUGACAGGAAAUAAACAUUAAAAUAAUCUUUAAUCCCUUGUCUGGUCUAUUACCAUUAACAAUUGAUGCACUUUAAUUUUGUGGGGUUUUAACUACAAAAUGGAACGGCUAAGUAGUGAUAAUUGGGUUUGGAAUUAUACGGUCAUUUAUAUCAACAGAGAUGCAAGAGGCUGGGAGGGAGGGUGAUUAAUUAUUUACUAUUUCCUGGCUGUGGUUCCUAUUAUAGAAUUUUCUGAUAUGUUCUGCUGCGAACAAUUAUCACCAAAUGAAAGUAAACAAAUCUGUGAUUCGAAGCCUUAUUUAGAAGUUAGACUCGAUUGGGUUGCUGCAGGCUUGGCUUCCAGGGACUCUGUGGGCUGUGCUCCUUCUCCCAGGGUCCUGAAAUCUCUGGAUCUGAGUCUGCUUAUCGUUGUGUGUCUGGAACUCCAAAAUGGACAGCUCUAGGAAACACCGUAGUUUUAAUUAAAAAAAAAGAAUUAGAGUUGGAUCUGAGUUUAUCAUCAAAGAUACGUUUGGUUGGGGUGUGUGAUUGAUUCUAUUUAUUCCGCUACCUGACUUAUUUAGUUAAAAAGGAGGGGCAAAAUUAUCAGUCCACUGUGAGAAAAAGUCUUGCCGUGCUGUUUCUCUUUGUGUUUUUAUGACUUUUGGUGCAUGUGUGUGUGUACGCCUGUAUGUGUGCAUGUUAAAGGGAGGACCAAAGCUCUGUGCCUCCGUCUCCCCCUCAUCAGCCAUGUGCAGACCGUCUAAUGGGCUCUUUCAGGGGUCAACACCUCCAACAUGCAUUUUCCUUUUCUGUCCGCUCUGGGAGCCACCACACACUCCUCAGUGCAUCAUCUUGGCUGCUCUUAUAAACAGCUCUUCCAAAGCCAAGAGCCAGACUUCUCUGACAGAUUACCUGACACCGAAGGACAGGUGAGCAUUGGAUACGAUGAGCAUGAGGAGCAGGUGGACAUUUAGGGAAAAGCCAUAGACACAAGUCUGUGACAGUCAUGGCCUCUGGUCCUGCCCUGCUUCUGCAGUCCUAAGCCUUUGAAGAUAGUUGAGGAGUCUGUCUCCCCUCUGCGUUUACAUCUUCACUUAACUCUGGAAGGCACAAAAUGCUAUCCAGUGCUUUCCAACUAGAAAUGAGGCCAUCACCGCGUAUCCAGUGGCGAGGCCCAGCACCAGGUGGCCCUGUUAGACAUGCUCCCCACCCCCGUCCAUCCCAGGGUUUCUCAUUUUGGCUGCAGAGAGUCCAUCCGUGCCACCAUCUUCACUGUCUUUGUCUGGUUCUGGUUUUCUCUUCCUGAGUCAACACAGGAGCUUCACUCUGCUGUCCACCCUCUGGGCUCCCCUGGAUUCAAAGCAUCUUCCCUGUGCCUCUCCCAGCCACAGAGGCGCUUGCGCUUCCUGACUCUUUGGCCUGGCACCCUGUAUCAUGUCCCAUGAUGACAGAGUCCUGGUGACUCCCUGUCUUGAUGGUGUACACUGAUGUCACUAAAGAGAACAAGGCAGAAGUGACAGGCUCAAUCCAGACUCACCUCUGCCCUUAAGUCAAAUGUGACCCCAGCUGGGUUGAAGUAGCCACCGCCCCCCACCCCAACAGUGCAUAUACCCUCUGCCCUUGGCGGUCUGGCCCCUGCUAGUUUGCAGCUUGUCCUCAGUUUCCCCAGACAUAGUUCCUAUGGAGAUGGAGGCUGCCUUGGGGGUUCCAGGAUGGGAGGUGCACACAGGCCUGUGGAGGCUCGCUUCUAGAAGCCGGCUUCACUCCAGAUUUUUGUUGUGUAGUUGUUAUUUUUUUAUUCUUAUUAACUUUUUAUUAUUACUAACAUGGGAGCAGUGUAGGAGAUUGGUGAGGAUCAUUGUAUUUGGGAAAAAUAGUUUGGUGAUGGAUAAACUGCGUGGCUUAUCUCCUGGGAAGCAGCCUCGGGUGAUUUUGAUUUUUCACUUGGCCCUAGAAUUUCUCAGCCUCUACAGUGUUGUGCAGGGACGACCUGUGCUAUACAAGGCAUUGAGCAAUAUCACGGCUCCAUCCGUUGAUGGCAGUAGCAUCACCUCCCUCCUCCCCCAAGUCCUGAAACACCAAAAAUAAUGGCACUGUUGCCACACACCCCUGGAGUACCAAAUCACCCAGGUAGAUGACCUUUACUUAGGGUUGUUCGCUACACUAUAGAUUUUUAUUCCACGAAAAAUCAUUAUUUCUACUAUUCUAUUACCAAAAUAAUGAAACAGAAAAGUUUUACUAAGGCUGGAAUGAUAACAGGAACUGCUAUUUAAAUCAUGUUCAUCAUGCAUCGGGCCCCACUCUAAACCCUUGCUGUGCAGUCACUAAUGUAACCCGCCCAAGAAUCCCACGGGGCAGUGUAUAGGCUUCCUGGGGAGGCAGUAACCCUGUGCCACAAACAGGUGGCCCAAAGCAAUGGCACUUUAGUCCCUCGCAUUUCCAGGUGCCAGGGCUCUGUAGGAUUUCCUCCAGGGCUCGGAGCAAGCACAGGCUCCCUGCCCUGGCCUCGCUUCUUGCAGCUGUCAUGUGUCCUGAGCUUGGCUUUGGCUGCAGCUGCAGGACACUAGUCCCUGCCCAUGUCUCCCUCUGUGGGUCUCUGUCUCUGCUGCCUCUUUGUGUCCAGCCUCACUUUACCUUCACUCAUGGCACUGCCCUGUUGCCAAGGAAGAUGGCAUGCGAAGGUAGAUGUGCAUUUGAGGGGGAUGCUGCUCACCCCGGGACAAGCACUUGAUACUUUUAGCCCCUUUUACACUAAAGGAUCAGAGCCGGGAUCAUGGAGAUGACCACAGAGAUAAAUGAGCCAGGCACCGAACCUGCUCUGGUUCCACGGUCCAAGUUCAGAGCUCUGCACUGGUGUCCCCAGCGUGUGCUCCUUCACCCUCAGGGCCCCCCCCCCCCACCGCCCAGGAACUCAGCAGACCAUGCUCAGGCCCCGUCCCAGGACACCAACAGAGACACUGGGGUUUUAAGAAGCCCUGUGGGGAAUCCUGGUGGACCCUAAAAUUUGAGAUUUCUGAUCAGAAGUGCAAUGUAAGGGAAAUAACAACAAUGAAAACUUUCCAGAUAUCAUUUGAGUGAGUUUUCAGACAUUUGUGAAGUAUACUUGGUUGGCAGAGCCCCACUUUGAUUUCUAAGGCUAGGUGGGUCAGGAGAGCUCUGUUUAUUUUCUCAAAGGAGCCUCCCAUCCGCUUUUCCUGUGCCAGAAGUAUUAGAGAAAUGGCAAGUGUUCACAUCUUCGCCUCCAUGAAGAUGGAAAGCGUUUUGUCAGAGAUAAAUUGAGAAAAACAUUUUCAUUUUGAUAAGUCCCUCUUCUUUUUUAGACCUACAGUGUGCCUCUUCUCCCCUGACUCUAGAAGAGCAAAGGAGUGCUCAAGCGCUCUUUAGCUGCUCUUUUCUCCUCCCCAGAGCCCUCCCUGUAGGGAAUGUAUCACACCGUUAGUGUCUAAUAAAGUCAAGUAAUUUUAGGUUCAUUGGUGCCUUGUUAAUUGAUCUUCAUUUCCUGUUUUUUCACCUCAAAGCAAACACAUCACUCACCCAUGUGACAGCCUAGAUGUUGAUCUCAGGUUAAGUGCUUGCUCUUUCAAGCUUUUAGUGUCUUUAUUUCAGAGAACCUUUCCCCAUCUGGUUGCAAUUGCAAACUGGGUCUUAAAAAAAAUAAAAUAAAAUAAUGGCGGAUUGUAUAAAAUACUGCCAUCAGCUGGAGGAGGUGAUUGUCUUAAGAGUAAGUGGUGGACAUAGCCUGUCCCCCAGGAGCCCAUCUCUAAAAUGCACCUGUGCACAGGAAAGAUUCCACUCCACCAAAGGAACAGGUUCGGUGUGUUUGGGAAGCUCUGGCCUGGGCUGGGGGACCCAAAAGGAAAUUGGAGACAUUGGUAUUUCUCCUGAGCAUGGAGUAGGCCACUUAACACAGACUCUCUGGUUUCACUGAGAGAGGUCUUGUAUGGAGAUUCAGUACUUAGCAGGUGACUCAUGCACUAAGGCAAGCUUAGGAGUCCUGGAAGGUUUUUACCUUGUUCUGUUUUGUCCUUGGGCUGUUUAUUGCUUACCACGCGGGCUUCCCCCCACACUAGGCAGGAAAAAAAAAAAAGUGAUUAAAGAUAUAGAAGCUCUCGGUAAAACUUUCAAUCUCUCCAUAAGACUGGACAAUAAGAGUUCCCUCAUUUCCAAACUCCUCUUCAAAGGAAGUCACCAUUCAAACUGUACCAUAGAUUUUCCCAGGAAUGUUACAUAAACCUACCAUCAGAUCCCCAGCUGGGCUUGACGGGCAGUUGAGUGGUACAGUGCUUGCUCAGUCUGCUCAAGGAUUUGGCUUUGAUCCCCAGCAAUCCUUAAAACAACAACAAGGGCAAAACAAAAUAAACAAAACAAGUAUGCAUAGCCAUUUAAAAAUGCACACAACACAUUAUUGAAUAAAUGUUGUUCAUUGCCUUGCUGUUUUAAUUUAACAGUGGCUUGGAGAUUAUUUAGUGGCAGUGAGUGUUGCUAGACCUCCUAAUGUGCUAUGGCUACAUAAUGUCCCGUCACCUGGAUGUCCUGUAAUUGGCCUAUUCAUCCCUCUGUGGACAGGCUUUUAAGUCACAUUUUGCUAUUACCUGUGCUUCUCCACACGCCUGUUGUCUAUGAGAGAAAGGGUGUCAAGAGAAAGACUUCCUGGUAGCGGAAAUGCUGGAGUAAAGACUUCCCAAGAAUUGCUAACUAGUCAUCUGAAAGGAUUACACAGUUUUCUCUUCAGUGUUUACACACACAGAUGUCUGUGUCACCCCACAAGUUAUCUCCACUCACAGCAGAAAGGACUCAAAUGCUAUUGAUGUGUUUAGCAAGUCAGCAAUUAGCACCCCACUUUUUAAAACAAAUGGAGCUCUCAUAAUUGUAAGGUUCUUCCGAAGCAACCAUUUCAUAACAGUGUGUAGCCUGAUCACCAAGCCUACCCGUGUUUUCCCCUUUCAGUACAUCACAUUGAUUUUCUGUAUGACUUUAUCUGCUUAAUACAAAGUGGGGUUGAGCAGUUAUUUGUCUGGAUUUGACCAUUCCUUAUCAAACAUUUAUGAUUUAGCUUUCGCCACGGCGUCUUCUUGUAAGGUGUUUCGUAUUUUUAUCUUUUUCCGUAAAGGUAGGCUUGUGUUGACAACCCUGUAAUAAAUCUCUCUUGAAAGAGAUGUGCAGAAGAGGAAGGAAAAGGACCGGGGCUCUGUGUGUGUGUGUGUGUGUGUGUGUGUGUGUGUGUGUGUGUGUGGCAGGGGAGAGGUUCCAGGAGGGACAGCGUGAAUUGUAUGUGGACUGAUGUCAUCUUUUAUUAAUAGUAAUUGAUGUCCUGACAUAGCGCUUUGCAGAAUAUUAGGACCGAGUGCUUCACAGACAGCCACAGCAGGGGCUACGCUAAGGUUGGCCAAUACAUAUGGGGGUGGGGGGAAUACAGUGAAUUUUAAAAUGACAUUAAAAACCAAAAUUACAGCACAGGACACAUUACCAUUAAUCUCCCCAUUAACACUCCGCCUGUCACUUCUAACUUGCUUCAUCCCAUCCUUCUUGCCACUUUCUGAAGCAGUUCUGGAAGUCCUCUUUCCUGAGUGCCUUUACAAAGUAUGGUAAAAAAUAUGGUCCGUGCUAUUGUGGAGUGCCAUUCUGCAGAAAGGCUCUCCCCGGAAAACAUUAGGCUGUGUCCCCUCCACCCUCAGUCACUAGAUCUGCCACUGUAAUCUCCAGCUCUUCCCCAAAGUGAAAAUGAUCCAGGUUAACCAUUCUGAAUUGAUUGAAUGUGGGAAGUAAUUGAAACUGGAAAUUGAACACGCAUGCAGUGCUGUGGCAUGGCCAGGGCAUGGCCAACCGAGAAGAGAGACGCCUCAAAGGGCAAGAUGAGGCCAAAGCUGAAGACACCUGGCUUCACCCCCAUUUAACAAGGUAGAGACUGUAAGUGCAGGCCUCUCACUCCUGUAGUGAAAUGCAACAUGGAGAUCUCAUCCUAAGACACUUACCCUAAAUUAACAUAAAAUAGUUCUCCUAAAUUAAUGUAAUCUGUUAUUUGGAAGUCUUUGAACCACUCCCAAGAUCCUGCUCAGUUUCUUGAGUUUUCCACUCUCACCCCUUCCUUGUUUGAAAAACUAAAUACAUACGGGCUGCCCAGUAAUGUUCCUUGUCUAGCCCCCCAGAGUCUCGAACUCUGUUAAAGGGUUUUGAUCCUCCUGGAGCCCUAAAAUCAUACCUCUGGUCUCAUUUAUUUAAGCCUCCACUGUACACUUGUUUGCGAGAUUGGGGAUCUUGGCCAGGCCCCCAGUAAUUGAAGACAUCAAGGCAGGUACUACAGUUUAACUAAAGAUAUGAAAGAAAACUUUCAGAACUGCUUCAGAAAGUGGCAAGAAAAUGACAGUGUGUCUGUUACUGUAAUAAAUUAUUUAAAUUUAAAUAUUCACCAUAUAUUAUCAUUAUACUGUAUGUCUAAUGUUGGUCCAGCCAAGGCCAAAUCUUACAACCUCCUCUUGUUCCUACAUAGAGUGCCUGAUGGCAAGUUCACCACAGUUCUCUGAGAGUCUUGUUCAGAAUUUCAUCUGCAUAAGUGCACGGGAUGAGACAUCCAUGCCCUUGAUGCUGUCAUUUGUUCCAGUUCUCUCUCCUUGAGAGCCUUUCUGGCCCUUUGAAGAAAAAACAAUAUGAAAAGUCUUUGCUCUGUUCUUGAAAACUCUACCAAACACCUAUUCUGAAUUUAACAUCACGUGCUGGGGAUCAGUCCCAAGGAUUCAGGGCUGGAUAAGACAGUACUACAAAAUGCAGAGAACAGAAGCACUGUGGGAGGCUGUGUGACCUGGAUAAUCUUCCCCUCUACCCGAAAGUAGCGUGCAUUGUCCUCUCAGCUGAGAUGAGGCUGAGAAGGGAGGGGCGUCGGGCAGCGUCCUUCUCAGGCUGCGGUCAGGGGCUGCAGUCCUGGCAGGACUGGCCUGGGGAGGCUCUGCUCACCUCAUGCCACAGCGCGUGGGCAGAUCCACAUUUUCAGAGGUUGUUGGCCUGGAACCUUGGUUCAUUGCUGGCUAUGGCUGCUGGGUUUUGCCACAUAGGCCUCUCCAAAAGGUGACUCACAGCAUGGUAGCCAGCUUCUGUUCCGAGUGAGAAAGGGAGAGAAACUCAGAGGCUGGAAUCUUUUUUGAAAUUAGUCUUGGAAGUCACAUCCCACUGCUUUUUUAUUGAGAUACAGUUCAACACUGCAGCACUGUCCUUUCUAUAGGGGACAAUCAAAGGGUUUUUAGUAUAUUCACUAAGGUGCACAAGCAUCCUAGCCAUUCCAGAGCAUUUUCAUCACCCCCAAAUAAACCCUGUCUGCAUUAGGGUUACUCCAUAUUCUUACCCCAGCCUCUGGUAAUCACUCGUUUUCUAGUCUGGGAAAUUGCUAUUAAUGGGCCCAUACAUGGCCUUUUGUAAUUGGCUCUUUUGCUUAGUAUAAUGUUUUCAAGGUUCAUUCAUGUUGUAGUAUGUGUAUUUCAUUUCUUCUUACAGCCAAAUAAUACCCCGUUCUAUAGAUGUAUCACAUUUUGUUUACCAUUCAUCCAUUCAUAUUGUCUCCACUUUGUGACUGUUAUGAAUGAUAUUGCUGUGUGAACAUUUGCACAUCUCUGGCUAUUACAAAUAAUGGCUGCUAUGAGCAUUUCACAGAGUCGCUUCUGUAUUCUUGUUAUUAUGAAUAAUGCUGAUAUGAAUAUCCAUGAACAAAUUAUAAUAUGGGCUUAUAUUUUCAUUUCCAGUAGCUUUUUAUGACUUGCUAUGACAAUGGUAUCCAUAGCACCAGGGAAGUGGCUUCAAAGUUUUAUAUUAUUUCAAAUAAAAAGAGAAAAAGGAACUGGACAGUGAUUAUAUAUGUGAUUGGAAUGUGUUUCAAGGAGAGGACUUUUGCAUUGCACCUUGAGUGCUGACAGUCCUACAAACAUGUCAACAAAGAAAUUCCCAGCAGAGAUAAGUGCAAAGGCCCUGAGAGAGGAAGCAGCCACUGUUUCUAGCCCAGAGGAAUGGUAGGCGGAGAGACUGAAGGGUGGGCAGCCACAGGUUGUAAAUCCCAAGAAAGAAGUCAUGACUUCUUUGUAAUUGAAGUAAAAGCCAUUGGAAGUGUUAAGUAAGCAGAUGAUAGAGUCUCACGCUUUUAAAAAGAUGCCUACUUGCAGAUGAUAAAGGCAGGAGCAGAAGCUGUGGGCUGUGUUGGGUGUCUGGAGUCUGUAAGACCAAUAUAGGCACUGACACCAAGUGACAGUAAUAGAAGUGGAUUCCAGGACCAUGCUUGCAGUUGUAGGUUGCCCUGACUCUGUGUCCGGGACCACAAGCCCCUAACUCUUCACGUCUGCGCCCUAGUGGCCAUCAACAGCCUGGCCACCCGAGGGCACCUGUAUAGGCAUGAUGGAGCUGCCACCAGUUCCACAGGUGGCAGGCUGGGGAGAAAGGACCAGCACACCCGACCAUGGGUUCCCUGAGCCCCCUCCGUGGUCAGCCGGCUCCUUCCCAGCCUGUUUCCCAGAAUGACGCCUUUGCUCGCAUCUCCUUCACCAGCAGGGAUUCCGAGCUUGUAAAUGUCUCUCUUUUAGAAUGUGAGCAGAGCGAAGAGCCGACUGUGUCAAACUCUGCACCCAAAUAUUUGAUUAUUUUCUGUUUUGCAGCUGAACCCCGUAUGUCAGUCUCAGGGCCUCCGGGAAGAAGAGGCCUGCCAGGCAGCCAGUGGAUAGAACUCUGCGUGGUGAUGCAUGGCGCACGCUCUAAAUUAGGCUUCUUGAGGCUCAGUUACUAAAGUGGGAUUUUCCAUAAUUAUUACCAAGUAAAAAUAGGAAAAUAGAUUUCAAGGGAAAAAAGUCACAGGCAAAAAGAGUCCAAUUCUAAACGUGUGCAUGUGCGUAACACAGAAUUUGCCAAACAUGAAUAGGCACUUACAAUGUGAGUCGAAUUGGCUCUGUCAUGUGUCAGCCUAAUAGCCUAAACCCCGGUUCAAUACAAUGAACUUGGGAAGCUUUGCUUAAUGAAAGAACUGACGUUUUCUGUGCGGUGGCUGCAUUCAUCAGCCCGCAUCCUGUUCAUUACACUACAGAGGGCUGCCAAUGGGAAUCGGUAGGGUCAUCUAUUAGGUAAACGUGAUGGGGACAUGUGGAGCCCUGUGGAGCUUUCUGCAGUGCUCCUGGUUACCGGGGUACUGGGCAGGGGGACGUGUUUCCCAGGUGGCGUGAGGGGUCUGGCAUAAUCUGGCCUCCCCAUCCUGGUCCUUACAUUGUUGGGACCCUGGAGAAAGGAAUUUUUCAUGUGAUCGUGGUUUUACUUUACUAUUGUGGGAUUUAUAGGGCAGUUCAUAAUUACUGAACUUUCUCUCCCCUUGAGCGCAUGGCAUGGCUGUCUUUCCCUGCCGUGUGGCUGAAAGUGGGGUGGGAGUGAUACGCACCUCUUUGAGGCAGAGACUGAAAAGCUUAGCCUGGGUUAUACUGCAGUUACUUUCGUUCUGCUAUGGUAACCAGCAAUAUUCUGAAUAUCAGCUUCGUUGUCAAGGUAGAUCUCAGGAGAAAGACCAAGAUAAGAGCCUCGCUGGAUCCAAGACAGGCAUACAGAAGUAAGUUGUGCUUCUGUGCAUGGCUGUGAGACACUGAGAUCUGGGGCUUACGUGUUACCAGGCCCCAACCUGGUCCAGCCUGACUGCUUAUUUCCACCAUAAGGCCCAGAGAGAUCCUAGUUUGACCAUCAGAACACCUGAAGCCAGGUCCGCGGCUCACAUGUACUAUUCUUGCAGCCUGUUUUGCAAGGUUGGGAUAUUGUACUUUGCUUUUUUUAAAAGAAUCAUUCUUCAGAUCUGCAUAUGUCGGUAAAUUUCAUUUCACCCACGGCACUGUUUGAUCUUGAUGUCCAUUUGAAGACCGAAGCAGAUUCCUUCAGCCGCAAGUAAGGCCUUGAGUCUUUGAGAAAUGCAGACCAAACAAGAUCUGCUGAUUGGCAAGGUCAUCUUGGGAAGGGCCGCUGUGGAGCAAGCAGCAAGUGCAUUAAUUCAGGGGGUUCGGUCCGUGCUUUGUGCCUCUUACCUAAUGGGACUGUUUGGUCAUGUGCUUUGCUGGGGAGAUUGGUGAUUGAAAGGAGAUUUUAAAAGAAGAGAUAAAAGUUUGCACUUAAUUCUCCUGACCUGUCCCAUUCUAAGGUUUGCAAGAAGGCUCCGUAGUACAUUAAGACUUAAACCAGAAGACAGCUUCUCCCGAGACAGUGUCCAUGUCCAGGGAUUGACAUAACAAAGGGCUUCAAGGGGGGUUGCAGGGAGGUAAGUGUCUAUAUGCUAUCUCUAGCCCUCGAAUGCAACUGCCUGCCAAAUUACACGUCCCUUGCAAAAUUGUCAUAGGGUUUUGAAUAUCGAAUUGUUGUGUGUUUAUUUACUAAAUUUAUUCAAGGUUAAAACAGUAUUUCCCCACACCCUCCCGCCAUCAGGCCUCAUCAUCUCCGUCCCGCAGGCGGCGGCGCAGUGGUGCUGUGGUGUUCCACGCAGGUGAGCACCUUCUCUGUUUCCCUCGGUUAAGUGUCGGAUGAGAAGCUGUAUGAGAGCAGCAUAGCAGCCAGCACGUGGUGUAAACACCGCACAGGAGAAGUCACAGGGCUUCGUUGUUGUCUGGCAGGUCAGGACGGGAAAGCAGCCUCUAUCCUCUGCUAACUGCAGCCUUUGUCCUGUUCCUCAGCCUCUCUCAAAUGCAGGUUUCUUUCCCAGCACACGGGACUCAGUGAGCCUCCUUGACACUGUCACCCAGCAGUAUUAGCAGAGGCGAAUUCAUGCUGGCGGUGCCCUCAGCCUCGCCCCUGCUGCCAGUGGAAUUGUCAGUGAGUGCCCCGUAGCACUGAACAAAAAAUUCAGUGGUGGUGAAUUUUAUUUUAUUUUAUUUUUUUUUACAUUUUUCAAUUUUUUUUUAUUUAAGGAGAAAAGAAAAAAAACAGUGAAGGGGUACAAGUUAUACAGAUUUACAGAAGAAAAAAGUGCGCAGUAGGAAAUCACUAGUUAAUGGAUUACAUAUUGCCAUCUUAGAAAUAAUUGUUCAAGUCACAAAACUAAAGCUUAUAGAGUGGAAUUCCAACAAUGAUACUGCAAACAGUUCUGUUCAAUGAUCCAAUAAAACUCUGUGAUAUCAUUUUCUAUCUUAUACACUUAAAUAUACAUGCAGUUAUAUAGUUUAGAGCACUUUCUUUUCCUCUCUUUUGUACAAUGACUAUUACACAUUUUGGGUUUCAUUGCUCCCACGGUUCUUAUUGCUUUUUUGGAAGAGAGUAAAACCAAAUGUGACAUAACAGAACAGAAUCGGUCAAGUCAAAAGGGUGGACAUAAUAGAUAAUAUAAAAACAUAAUACAAGGUGAUCAACAUUAUGGUAAACAUUUUUCAAUUUUAAAGAAAUUCUAAAUUGAUAAUCUGAAAGCAAAUAGUAUUUUAAAACACAGUGGUUUUUGAAGAAGGAACAUAAAACCAAAUGUACAAAAUUUCUCUUUUAGUUUUAUGUGGAAUUCUUGGAAGAAGUCAUUCAGAAGAAUUUGAUUAUGAAGAUGUAUUAUUUCAAAAUUAACAUAAUUGAAAUUCAUCUUACAAAUAUAUAUUUGAUAAAUAUCUGCAAUUUUGCCACCAAAUUAAAAUGAGAACCUAAUAUUUCAAAAUCUGUAAGAUCAAAACGUUCAGUUUAAUAAAAACACUUACCCAAAUAUCAAAACUGUCAAGCUUACGAGUAUAACAUUAAAAUCAUCACUUCUUAGUUUCUCAGUGCAAACAGGCAAACAUUGCAGUCAAACUUUUACGACAAAGAAAAAUUAAGUUCCUAUAAAAAGUCACAUUUGGAGAGUCUGUAUUUAAUAAGAACAUUAAAAUUUAAAUAUCCCUUAUGAAGGUUCAAAUCAUUAAGGUUUAGAAAACUCCAAAUCCUGUGAUUGCAGAUUUGUCAAGGCAAUUUAGCAAACACACCAGAAAACUGUUAUUGUGCCAAUAUUUUAUUAGCUUAACAGAUCUAUUUAUUUAACAGGACCCUGCAGUCGUAUAAAAUACCUUUUAUUUGGUGCACAUGAUGUAGCUAUCUAAGGAACUUUGCAUACUGGCAUUGAUUUCUGUUCCUAAGGAAUUGUCAUUUUAUACCAUUGUACAAUCUCUAGUACAGUACUAUGUGGUCAGGCAAAAUUUAAUCUGAUAUGUGGGUCGUUACCUGGACUUACACAGAUUUUGAGACUAAGAAUUUAUUUCUCCAGAUAGCCUAGUGUGCCCAAGAUUUCUCACAGUAACAGUAAAUCCAAGAGUUUCCACACAGACAGUCUCAGGUUCAAAAGUUCAUUAAAAAGAAUAACAGAAGUUAGUAAAACACAAAGCACCCACUGUUACAUUUAUCAUUGGGACAAACUACUGAUUUAAAUCGAAGGAAGUGAUGUAUAAGGUAGAGUGUGGUAUUGUCAUGGUUGAUGCAUUGUGUCAACAUGAGAAUGUUAACUAUGAGACUCAGCAGAAAGCUAUGGUUACUUUGUAAACACCCUGUGCAAGAGAAUGUCAAGGAGAUUUUAGGAGUGCUACACCUUCCCUGGAGAAGGGAGGUGACCCGUGCACAAUAUAGGAGAGAAAAAGAGGCUUGCUUUUGUUCUGACUGCUUCUGCUCUCUGCUGCCCCGAAGUGUUGCCCCCGUUCCAUGACACUCUGCCUUGGUGGUCAUGGAAUGAGACCUCAAGAAAAAGUGAGCUAAAUAAACCUUUCCUUCCUUCAUUCUAUGUGCUGGGUAUUUUGUUCCAGCAACCAGACAAAAGCAAUCAAGACAGAAUUUGGUACCAAGAGUGGCAUCACUACCAUGACCAUAUCUGAACAUGUUUGUACAAGGACCUCUAGGAAUGGCUUGUGAGAAGAGUGUGGAAAGCCUUGAAGAUGUUGCCUGAAAAAAUAAACCUGGAACAUCUUAGGCUGUUCUGUAUGGGAGAUUCUGGUCAGAGCUCAGAAGACCAGAAGGCUGAUAGAAAUCCUGCCUGGAAAGACCAGCUUGGGUGGUUUCUGUGGAAAGAAGGACGACAGUGGUUGUUGGACUCCACCCGUUCCAGGGCUACUCUUUCAAGUGACAUCUCCAAACCUUUCUGAACACUUCCCACAAGCCAUUUCCAGCGACUCUUGAAUAACAUGGUUUAGUAUGGUCACAGCAGUAACCAGUGGUGGUGAAUUUUAAAAAUGUAUUAUAGUACAGUCACAUUGCCAUUGGUCCCCCCAGGUCAGGCACACUUGUCCCAUUGCUCUUGCCACUUUCUGAAGCAGCUCUAGCAGUCAUUUUCUGUGAUUGUCCUCAGUUGUGUGGUUAUAGCUGCCAGAAGGUCCUGAAUGGAUUCAAGCAUCUGCUUUUCAUGGUCCUUUUGACCAUGGGGAGGCCAGAAUGCAGUGAGGAGGGGGAGGGAGACACUCUGUCAUGUUCUAGGAGCCUGCAUUCGGCUUGGUGACUGUCAGCCGCAGCCCCGACCACGUGUUUAUCACACCUCCUGAAGACACGGAAGAGGGGCUUCAGAGCUGCUUCAGAAAGAGGCAAGAAGGUGGGAUGAGUGUGUCUGAGUAUCUGGAAGGGGACUGGUGCCACGGUGUCUUUCACUGUGAUAUACUUUAAAAUUUAAUUUAAAUGUACACAUUGUAUUUUGAUCCUGCCGCCGUACGAUAUGAGUGGGAUGGCAGGCUCAGCCUUUAACACAAAAUCCAGGGUAUCCACAGGAGAACGAAGGAGGGGGCACUGAGGCAGCUGGCAGUCUUACACUACCCUAACCGGGGUCCUGACAGGGGCAGCCUAGAACCAUCUUCCUUUGGUCCCCAGGAUGAAGACCUUGCAGAGGGGCUAUCCGGGACUGUCUGUGAUGGAGCCCAGGUGGAGAAGUGUGUGGGUUCCAGAGCCAGACCUUUCUUGUCUGUAAUCCCCACUGCUACAACGUAAUAGUUUUGUAACCAUGGGUGAGCUGGCUGUCCGCUCUGACCCCAGUUUCUCUACCUGUAAAGUGGACACAGUAGUCCUUGUGAUCUCAUUGUGUAGUGUUGUGGGUAGGAAAGACUGAGUUUUAUGCAUAGCACUGUGCUCAGUGAACAUCUGGUGAAUCCUCCUCAGUAUAGAUGGCAGUGGAUUUCUUCAGCCCUGCUCGUCUGGUGGCCGACAGAGCAUGUCCCAGAUUUCACUGCUGGUGACAUGUUUCCCCCAGCACACCUCGCCUCUGCUCUGUAAUCUCGUGCAAAAUAGGGUCAAAGGGUUUGUUCUCGUAAUUAAAAACCCACUUCAAUGCUUAAUAUAAACACAAUCGCUUAUUCAAAGAAACGGUUUAUUUCAUCUUCUAAAACCCCCUGCAUGUAAAGUGUUCUCGUUCCAUUUACCAGCAGCGAGGCACAUACAUUUGCUGACAGCUUCUGCAAGAACUCAUGUGCAACUCCUUGGCAUUUAAAGUUGAGGUUUCUGCUCCUAGUAGCAGACUUUCUUUCUUCUUUUCUUUCUUUUUCCCUCUAGCAUACUAGGCAAGCACUAUGCCACGGAGAUCCCCUCGCCCCCAAUCCUGUGGCAAACCUCCUUUCAUAGAAGCAGAGCUGUCUCUUUCAACACCAUUUUUAGACCUGGACAGGUUGGCAUCACUAUGUAAUGAAUUACCUCAAGAUCAGUGUAUAUUUUCUAGGUACAUUUUUGGUGGAAAAUUUAACCUGAGAUGAUUUUCAUAAAAGGAUACUAAUCUGAAUAACCAUCCCUACCCUCUGUUGUUCUAAUGAACUUGUUUGGAAACUCUCUUUUGUUUCUCUGUCUCCUGCCCUCAUAUCAGAUUGAAUUUGCUUGUUCUACAGGUCACCUGAACUACGGGGCUGUAAUCAGUGGUCCCCAUCCUCUUCCUCUGAGUGCUGCUUCAUGGUCUCUGGGGUGUGCCUGUGGACCCCAUCCUAUUGCACCCUGCCAAAGCCUAUUUUAAAUACAGGUAGCCAUCAAAUCACGACUCAGUUCUUACACCCCACACACAUCUCUCCUUCUGUUAUUCAUGAGUUCCUUUGGGCCUGCUUUGAGUAGUACUUUCAGGACAGGAGCCACAAGGUACAAUGCCAUUAGGCAGCCAGAAAGGAUGAUAGAAGCUUCUAUCUGUUUCUUUGUCCACUAUUGAUCAUGUGUCAUUUGUGACUUACUAUUGUGUUCUUGUCUUCUUACUUUGAGCUGGCACUCAGGACUUAAGAAUGAAUCAGAAGCCUUUAGUUUAGGAAGGCCGAGACAUUGAGAAUAGUCAGCAGUGAGGAAAAGGCAUCUUACCUUUCCCAGGUAUAGCGGAGUGAAUGCGGGUGGGAGGAGGGCAGAGAGGUACAGAGAGGAAGCGUUACCAGGCAGGAGGCCAAGCAUAGGAGGAGUGCUUGCAGAUUUGCCCCAGAGGUUGAGCGAUGGGGAAGGACACAAAGCAGGGUCCUCCUGAGCAGUGGCAUAGUGUGUGCUGCAGCCCUGACAUGGCCUGUACAGUGCAUCUGACUUUCCCUGAGGAGGCAGGAUGGCCAGGUGAGCAGCGCUCCAGUGUUUUCUCCACCAAAGCUCUAAGUAAGACAUGGGGCCUUCUCUGUUUUAAACAGGGAGCGACCUUAAAAAGGCAGCUUGGUUUCAGAAUUGUUGGAGGUGCUGAAGGAGUAGUUCUGUGGUUAGUCUCCAAGAAUAGCUCCCUGAAUAAUACAGAAAUGAUCCACCAGGGAGCACCUGCCACUGAAAUCCUGACUGGGUGGCUAAGCCACACCUCCUGCACUGAUGGGACCUCCCGACUAUGCUUCCAGGAAGGUGGAGAAUGAGUCUCUUGGUAUUGGAAAUAGAAAGACAGAGAUCGUGGCCCAUGACAGAAGGAAAAGCCCACAAAAAGCUAGAUAUGCCCUCCCUCAUACCUUUGUCUGUGUGAUACAUGACAACAUCUAACAAUUGGGAGGAUGGUUUUACGUCCACGAUUAAAGCUACAAGGGAGUUCCAGAAAGGUAGUUUUAAUUUUACCACUUCUUCAACUAGGCUAGUGGAUAUCAACUAGACUAGCAGAUAUCUUGAUAUGGCUUUAUUCAGAUAUUUAAAAAUGCAGAUAUUUAAAUGAUUUUGUCAGAUUUAAUUAACUCCUUUUCCAGAAGACAACAUGACAAAGGUGCAGAGAUGCCCUCUUAGGAGAUUUCACAGUGUCUGGGCACUUUUUACUGUCACAACUGAGCAGAAGCAGUAAUGCUCCUGAAUUCUGGUGGGCAGUGAACAGAAGUGCUGCUAAACAUUCUUCAGUUCACACAACAUCCCCAACCACAAGAAUUACCCAGCCUCAAGUAAAAAAAAAAAAAAAAAAAUGCUGAAGCCAACAAGGUUUUGUUUAAGGAAAAAGCAAAAUAUUUUCUCUGUUUCCCUUUUGUGCAUGUACCACUGUUUCAUAGAUGGAUUUUCAUUAUUAGAAUGAAUCCUCCGGAAAUGGUAGUCUUGUGUCCCUUCAUGUUCUGCACCAGCUGUGUAUUUUGUUUUGAUGGGAUUCUUUCUCUUCCCAUCCCCAGAGGCAGGACAGAAGGACUAGGCAGUGGCAGACUUCUUUCUGGCUGCCUUGGAAGCUGUUUCUAUUUUCAGGGUUUCUUGACAUCCGUGGGCCAGGUUUAGCUCUCCCCUCACACCUUGUCUCCUCUUCUCUCCCACCAGCAGGUCCAGCUGGAACACAGCCAGGCCACCUGGGACUUGGCAAAAUCAGGUGGCUUGUGGUGAGUUACCAGCCAGUCUUGGGUUACACCCUUGCAUGUUUUCCUGUGCAUCUGUCUCCACUGACUGUCCCAUGGUUCAGAGAGGGAACAUCUUGACUAGCUCUGCAGUGACUCUAGUUUAUCAAGGAAGUACACAGUGAUGCCAUCAUGAGCCUCAUGAUGCUGUGGGCUUGCCUGGUGCCUGGCUUCGAUGGGAUCUCUCAGACCUGGUGCCUGAGCCACUUAGGGACCAUCAGGCUUGUGACUGGAAAUCCACCUGCCUCUCAUUGUGGGUAACCCUGUAACAGUUGGUUACACAUGCUGCAGAUCUUACAGCCCAACGAGAGGAACCCAGAAGGAUGCUGUACUGGCUGAUAGUCAGAUUUUUGGUUUUAGUCAGAUUUUUGUUGCAGUGUCAAAUAUCUGAGACAAGCCAUUUAAAGAAGAAAAGGCUUGUGUUGGCUCAUGGUUUCAGAGGGUUUAGUCCUGAAACAAACACACCUUCCAGGGCAGCCAGGAAAAAGAAAUCCUCAUUAUAAGUCACCGCCCAGGCCUUCUUCUUGCCUCUGGGCAUGGGAGGAGAAACAAUUCAUCCCUCAAUCGAACAAAAACAAGCAAAACAACAGCCCUAGACGAUUGGUGAGCAGGAAGAAGGGACACAGGACAGCUCUUCCCAGAGGAUCCAUUCUAACAGUAAAAAUCUAUUGGAGAAAAAAUGUACAUGUGUGGAGUGGACUAGCUCCCAUGGCGGAAGAUCGUGAUGGAAGGGCACGGCAGAAGAAGACUUCUCCCUCAUGGCAGCCAAGCAACAGAAAGUAGAUGAAGAUCCAGAAUGUAUGGACCAGGGAAAUACAGUCCCUUUGAGCCACCCAAACACAUCCAGAAGCCUGCUUUCCUCAUCCCCUAGUUGCCUCUCAAACCAACCAAGUUGUCCAUCAAGAUUAACCAUCCCAAACAAUGCCUCCCCAUUUCAUCUCUCCACGGAGAGCUGGAUGUGACCUUACUUGAACACAAGAUCUUUCAGAUGCUAUCAUACCAGGUUAGGGUAGGAUUUAACCUCAACUGCAGUGUCCUUAGAAGAGGCAGAAAAACACAGAAUAUAGUGUGAAGAUUGGACUAGAGAUUGGAAUUGUGCGUCCAGUGCUGGGGACAGCAAGGACUGCUAGUCAUCAGCAUCAGCUGAAGAAGAACCCGGGGAAGUUUCUCCCUCAGAGCUUCCAGAAGGGUUCAAACCUGUGGACAUUUGUGUCUCAGGCAGAUGGCUUCCUGAACUGUGAGGUCAUAGCCGAGACAUUUCUGCUGUGAUGUCAGCCUUUUUCUGAUGUCAGAAAUGAAUACAGAUUCUGGAGUGGCUUAGCUUACUUAAUACAACUCCAUCAGGUGGUCCUUAGCAUUGCUUCCAGAUGGCCACCACUCUGAAGUUGGAUGCUGACCUGGUUCUCUGCUGGUGCUCCAGAGCCCUGGUUUCCUUGUCUAUAAAGUGGAGAUUCCCUCUGUCCACUAAAUGGAGACACCAUAUGUAAAGCAGUUGGCAAGACGCCUGGUUCCCAGUAAGUGACCAAUAAAUAACUACCCUGAUUAUCAUUGCUAUCAUUUAAAAUGUAAAUAUAUUUAAGAAUGCACCGUCAAUAUCCAAUUACCCUUGCUAAUAUAGAGGAGUAAAGGUAUGGAUUGCAAAAUGCAGUCUACCCUAGCAAAUUGGUUUAAUUUUAGCAAGUGGGGAGAUGGACAGACAUGUGCUUAGUUUUGGGGAGUGCAUUUAUUCACUCAAAGCCCACUGUGUCAGGGUAUGGCCUAUACUGGGAUAAGGAACAAAUAUAAUUUUAGACCAUCUGUGGAUAACAUCAUUCACUCUUUGGUGCUUAAGAGUUAAAUAUGACGCUAAGCAGUGAGACCCUGAUUAAAAUCUACUCUGUCAUUUUUUACCACUCCCUUUUUCCCAAGAGUUGAGAAAAUCAGGAUAGUAGCAGAUAUCUUGAUAUGGCUUUAUUCAGAUAUUUUAAAAUGCAGAUAUUUAAAUGAUUUUGUCAGAUUUAAUUAACUCCUUUUCCAGAAGACAACACGACAAAGAAAUUCUCAUGCAGCUUUGUGGGAUCUGCAUCUCUCUCUCUCUCUCUCUCUCUUCCUUCCUUCCUUCCUUCCUUCCUUCCUUCCUUUCUCUCUUCCCCUCUUCCUCUCUUCCUCUUUCUUUUUCUUCUGUGUUCAAAGUCACAGCUGAGAGCAGGAAACCCUCCCAGAUACAUGUGAAUGCAAGUUAGGGGCAUUUCUGAUGAAAAUCCAGUGUGGGAGGCCACUGUUCCUGCUGACACUGUGCUCUGUAGCCAAGUGUGAUGAUCAGAAAAUGUGCAUACUGAAGAGACCAUGAAGCAGCAGGAAGGGUUUGGUCAUUUUGACCAAGACUGGAGUGUGAGAGUGCAUGUAUGUGUGUACAAAUGCACACUCCUUUUGUUCAGCCUUCUGUGGGCAUCCAGGGGUGCAUAGGUGUGCCAGGUGGCAGGCAGGUGAUUAUGACCACUGUGUUUCCAAACUGUGCCCAAACCGCACAUUAUCAGUUCAUUGCAACUAGAGUAACCAGAUUUUAUCCUUUACAAGGAGAACAGCCAAAAAGAUACUUAAAUAAAAACGACUGGAUGGAGUUUUAAAAGACAAAGUGACCACAGAGGUCCCCAGAAGACCAUCCCUGGUCUGGAGCCCCCCAUUUCGAGGGCCAACAUUUGUACUGAUUAUGGCCUGACAGCUCUUGAGUUUCCAAUGAUAACAGCCAUCUGACUUGAUCGGAGUUCAAUGGAUUUUCACUAAAAUAGAAUCAUCGCCUUGGUGAUGGAUAGAAAAAGUAAAGCAAUACAUCCUGAUAAAUGCUCUGCCUGCCUCCUUCCUCUCCCCGGCGGUGACCUUGCACAAUCCAUAAGAGAGCGGAGGCAGAGCCCGGGCCACCGCCGCAGCACAUCAGGACUUGGAAAUUUAAGUAGCUUUGAAACUCAUCAAUGGGGUGAAGGGGGAAUGGUCUGAGAAAGCAAUGGAUCAUGCUUAGAGGGCUCGGAGGGAAGUAGGGUAUGCUGAAGGUCAGUGAGCAGGCAUGUCCUGGAGGGACGGCCAGCGCGCUCAUUUUCAUUCAUGGGAGGCUGUGGCCCUGUGAUGUGAGAUCAGGAGAAGACUACAAUGAAACCGGAAUUUUCAGAGCCUGUGAUUUCUUCUCUAGAGUGAAGAAUAAGCAGGAACCUAGAGCAAGAGGGUGCCCUGUCCUGGGCUCUGCCUCCUGGUAGCAAGGGUGGGUGUACCAGGCGUCCGGAAUGUUUCAAAUCUGAUUUCCAAUUCAGUUACCUUAGCCACUUGUGGACGCUUUAAACAUUAUUGAUCACCAGCAAUCACACCAUUGCUGCAAUAUGAAGGAACCACAUCUAAAACAGGACAGCCUGGAGACCCGAGGACUAGUUGCAUCCCCAGCCCCCAAGUCCCGUACCCCAGAAUGAAAGAGAUGCUUCUGGGUGGUUGAAUGGCCAAGAAGUUAGAGGUUGGCAGGCACCCAUUAGGGUUGGUUACAACUUGCUAAAGGAAAAUAUUAAAAUAAAAAUUAGAUCAUAAAUUUGGAGCCACGGUAACCAAGCCUAAAGUGCAAAUUGCCAAACAAGUCAAGAGACUCAUUAGCAUUUUAUGUAAAUCAGUUAUUACUGUUCUCCACUUCCUUAAUUAUCCAUGUUAUUUCAAUACAACCCUUUCUUUGAUGUCCCAAUUCUAUAUUUAAAUAGUGCAAGAUUUCUAUCGUAUCCUCCCGCAGAGGUUUGUGCCAUGCAAAAAACAUGCCAAGAGCAGCUCUUUCCGGGACUAUAGGGAAAUGUUUAAUUGGUUCAUCCCAUUUGAGUUAUGAGGGCGUAUUACUGAGCACAUAAAAUCAGAAACAUGGAAAGCACUAGCUUGGAGAAGUUUACUGAAACCUGCAAGAGACCACUUGAAAUCUUGCCCGCAAGACUUCAGAUUCGCGGUGGGAACUAAUUCAAAGCGUAAUUUUGCAAACUUCAUUGAAUUCUGGUAAACAAUCGAUUUAUAAUUGAAAUAUUUGGAAAUAAAAUCCUGUGACCAUCUUCCCUGUGGCACACAGAGUUGUUCUUUUGGUUGGAUAAAGAGAGCACAGGUGACAGAGAGAGGAAGAGAUGUAGCCGGAGGAGCAGAGGAGACACAGUCUCUGCCCUCACACUAUUACAGAGUAAGUUCACUGAUUUCUUUUCUCGUCUAUCUAAAGUUAGUAAGAGACUCACAAGUCACAAGAGUUUGAAAUAGCAGCAUAGCCACAGAAAACUUAACACCUUUUUGUGUAGCUGUAGGCUGUGUACUCUGCCAUCUGCCUUUCUCUUCCUGCUGGCCACCUCAUAACCCAAACUGCCUUUCAGAUACUUUAUUUAAAAAAAUAAGAAUCAAGGAAAAAAGUCUUUGAACAUGAAUUGUGACUAGAGAUGGGGGAAAUCUGCCCUUCCCUUGUGUAUUUGAGCCAUCGCUCUGUCAGAUCUGUUUCCCUCCUGGAAGAAGUAACAGAUCGGGUGCAGCUGGUACACAGUGUGGGGUCCACUGCCAGGCAGACUCAACUCCAAGGGCAUGCAGUGCGUGGGCCUCUCUCACAUCUUCUACCUGAGUGUCCCCUCAUGAAAUGCCUUUAGCAGUGCUAUGCUGAGGGGUUGUUAGUGAAGUGUGUGUUAAUACAUGCAGUGUUUAGUGGAUAGUAAGCACUCAGAAAAUGGCCGACUUGAGCUCUAGGACACGUAUUGGACAGAAUGUUUGCACAGAUGAUGAGAUUGUGACACGAAUCCUUAAAACAUUCAUCAGCAUAAGAAGGAUUAUGAUUAUGCAUAUUUAGCAGAUAGGAAAAUGAGAUUUCCAAAGACCUGGGAUUUUAAUGCAAAAGUUUUCCAAGCUUUAGAUAACAGUCAUACAACAUGGUAAGCAUACAAUUAACUAAUUUAAAAAAUCAGGGUUUCUGUAUCUAUCUGCUUCAGUAAUGUUUGUAGAAAACUCAUCUUUGCAUGCUAAAGUCCUUUCAGUUUUAACCUGGUUGACUGGCUACUAAUUUAAUAAAUUCUUUUAUGGACCUUGGCAUGUCCCAGGCAAUUCUCUAAGUACUUAUAACUAGUAAUUCAUUUUACCAUGUCACAUAAACUUAUUUUGUGAGCCAGUAUGGAGUUUUGUUGGAAGGUUCCAAGACUCUGGAAAACUGGAUCUCUCCCUUCCUAGUAUUUAGAAUCUUAGCUAUCCCUGGGUACUAGCCCCUUGAAAAGAAAAAGAGAGAAAAAAAAAAAAAAAGAAAAGAAAAGAAAAAAGAA